AAUCAAGGAUUCAAGAUCUCUUGCGAGAUGGCCAGCGCAGGAUCGAGUGCCAGCUGUACGCCCUCUGUUCCAGCUGGUGGACUGCCGGGCCCAAUAGCAUCCAUUUACCGCAGCGUUGUGGGCAACCUGCACCUGAGCCCCAAGGUCAUGCGGUUCGUCCUCAGCAAAGAAUGCCAGGACAAGCGCGACUAUGAGACCUACAGGCAGUACAUGGAUCGCCUGAGGACAGAAGCAGGACAAAAACCUUUUUCUAACAAAGAAUGGAAGCAAGCAUUUAGCUUUAAUGCAACAGCUUUUGAGACAGCAAAAAAUUCCGACGAGAAAGACGUCACUGCCAUACAUUGUCUGCUCGGAAAUAUGUACACAAAAGUUUCGAAAAUGUGCCGAAAGGAUCAUACUGAACUGCUUAAGAAAUUGGAUAUCGUCAAAGACUGGCGAAACACGACCUUUCAUAGCCUAAAAGACGUUCAAGACGACACAAACUUUAGCUAUCUGAAGGUAGCGUUGCUUGACCUGAUUAAUGAAGCCGGAAAAUUUUAUUUUCUUAUCCAGGAAGAGAUCGAUCGUGAGAAACGGGAGUUGGAGGAUGAAAUGGACAAGUUAGUGGCGAACAAGGAUUGUAUAUACUACUGGUGUUUGAGUCUGUUGAUGGGCGGCAAAGAAGCCGUAAAACUUCUCUGGAAGGACAGGCUAUCCAGUGAGGAGCUCCUGCUAUACAGCAACCCCAUAAAGGUCGAGCGCCGGGACGUGUUCCACGCACCAGUGAUGAAGAAGAGAGCAUGCGAUGAGGAAAAAGUUAUUCCUUUCAUCAAAAUUUUUGAGGCUCUGGAGGAGAUCAUAGUGGUGACGGGCGUCGCCGGUGCCGGAAAAACAACACUCGUCAAAAAUAUUGUACUACAAUUUUGCAAGCCGCCACAAGGGGUUGACGAUAACUUGAGUUCAUUUGACCAACUCAUCUUCUUCGAGUGCAGGGAUCGCACCAGUAAAGAACUGAGUGACGUCAUCAAACACCAUUUUAAUUAUCUGUGCAACAAACCAGGAGAUCAAUUGAACGUCCUUGAUGCCAUUUUACGCCUUCGCGUCUUAUUCAUCAUCGAUGGCUUCGACGAAGUCAACAUAAAUUCCAUGAAAGUCGUUAACGAAAUUUUCGAGAAAACGGGGCGCCGCAACUGUCGAGUGUUGAUCACUACUCGUCCUCAUACCAUGGAGGGGAAGCUGUCACCGCUCCUCAAGAAAUGCAAUGUCAGUUCCACUCAGUACGAGAUUCAACCGCUCAAGGAGCUUGCCGACCAACUUGCAUUCUUGGAGCGCUACGAAGCGGCCCUGAGCGGUGGCACUUCGACUGGGGAGAUAACAAGGAGCUUCGAGUCGAUGAAUAAAGAUGUCAGAAGUCAAUUCUUGGAACCCAUCAGCUUGGUUCAUUUCUGUGAGAUACAUAAGCAUUUCCCUGAGGAGAUAUCCUCGUGGCGGACGCCUGGGGACGUAGCCCCUUCUAAGCUGCGCCUAUACAGGAAGCUCAUCAGUGACAAACUAGCGGGCUGGAUUAAUAAGGACAUGGAAGUCCUCGUGGACGACAUGUUCGCUCUGGUCGGCGCCGAAGCGCUGGAGUUGCUCCGAGACAACGUCGUGACUUUCUCAGAGGCAGAGUUGCGUGCCAUAAAGCGGAAGUGUCAAAUUGAACUGAAGGGCGAUGACGAGGUCGAUCCUGCAGUUGUACUCUCAGUGGUGUUGAAGGAGCACAAACCUUUGUGUUUGAACAGUAGUUCAAGCUAUGAAUUUAAGCACAAGAGUGAGCAGGAAAUGUUUGCUGGUCAUUACAUCGUUCAGCGCAUAAUUGGAGGGAAUGCCAACCCCCUCUACAGCAUCCUAGGAGUCCCUAAGGAGGAAAUGGCUAG
Hyalella azteca is the source of this 1895-nucleotide messenger RNA. RefSeq lists its product as uncharacterized. The annotation marks the transcript as partial. The record is from RefSeq and is a predicted model, not a curated record. The transcript is spliced from 2 exons. Lineage: Eukaryota; Metazoa; Arthropoda; Malacostraca; Amphipoda; Hyalellidae.